CAGCGUUUGAAAGGUUUUUUUUCUUAUUUUACUCCAAAACUAAUAAUCAUCAACAAUGGCUGCAAAGCACAUUUUUGUGUUGGAUAAUGGAGGAUUCAACAUCAAAGCCGGUUUUGCAAAUAAUGCAGAACCCCGUGUUAUGCCAAAUGCAGUAAUGAAAGCAAAAAGUGAAAGAAGGCGACCAUUCAUUGGUGACCAGCUUGAUGAAUGUCGGGAUGUUUCUGGUCUCUUCUAUAUACUCCCUGUUCAAAAAGGCUAUCUAAUUAAUUGGGACACUCAGAAAGAUGUUUGGGAUUACUUGAUGGGAAAAGACUGCUUUAAUGUUCACAUCAAUUCAACUUCGCUUGUUUUGACUCAGCCAUAUCUAAAUUUCCAGUCUAUUCAGGAAGGAAUAUGUGAAUAUUGGUUUGAAGAAGUGGAGUGUGAAUCUCUCCUGACAAUUAACCCUGGAACUUUGAGUGCCUACAAAUAUGGAAAAGAGAACCCUACUGAAUUGUGCUGCUUGGUGGUAGACUGUGGUUACAGUUUCACACACUUAAUCCCUUAUGUACAGGGAAAGAAAAUCACAGAAUUUGUUCAUAGGAUUGAAAUUGGCGGCAAGGUAUUAACCAAUCAUCUGAAAGACAUUAUUUCCUAUAGGCAAUUAAAUGUCAUGGAUGAAACGUACGUAAUCAACCAGUUGAAAGAAGACACUUGUAUGGUAUCCACAGAUUUUAAUAGCGAUAUGGCGUUGUCUCAAAAGAGAGGAAAAGACAAUCCGUUCGUUGUAGAUUACAUUCUUCCUGAUUUUACUACCAUUCGUAGAGGCUAUGUGCGACCAAAGGACGAAGCAGGGUCCGGCGAACAGGUUAUCAGGAUGAAUAACGAACGUUUCGCUGUCCCAGAGCUGUUGUUUCAUCCCUCUGACAUUGGAAUCCAGCAAAUGGGAAUAUCCGAAGCCAUUGUUCACGUGAUUGAACAAUUUCCUUCCGAAGUUCAAAGCCAUUUGUACAAAAAUAUUUUGCUGAUCGGCGGAUCUUGUUCUUUGCUCAACUUCAAAGAAAGGGUUGAAAAAGAUGUAAGGACGAUGGCUCCGGCUGAGUGCGAAGUCCGCAUCAACAUGGCAUCCAAUCCAGUCACAGAUGCCUGGCGAGGAGGAUGUAGCUUAACUAAAGAUCCUCAAUUUUCUUCUCAGUUGGUAACACGUCGGGAAUAUGAAGAACAUGGAUUUUCUUUAUGUCUUCAACGUUUUGAUGUAUGAGUUUUUCAACAAUAAAAUGUAUUUCUUUUUUUCAUCUUUUUUCGUCUUUUUUUUCAUGCUUAUUUUUUUCAAUUAUUAUUAUUUUUUUUUAAGUUUUUGGUUUUUAUUAUAUUAUUUAACUGUUGCAAAAUAUUACCACUAGGUUUGAAGACUGCCUCAGGCUCUUUUAACCCUUGGCUGAUAUUGCACAAAUCAGUGUGAAAAACAGCUGAGUGGAAGAAUGUGCUGGUGAAACUGCGUCACGGUAUUUAUUGAGACGUUUUAUCUCAAAAGAGUGUUGCUAUCGUGAGAGAAUAAAAUAACGGUGGCUUGUAAUCAAGUGUCUACUGCGGUUUUGAAAAAUUCACAAAACAUAUCCCACUCUACUUGAAAACGUUCCAGUGCUGGCAGCCUGGCACGUGUUGAUUCUCCUCGAGUGAGCAGCUAGCCGGCAAGGAAUAUCUCGAUAACAACUUAACAAGCAAACACAGUACAUUUUGGUCGGAACCGAGAAUGGUGUUGACGGAGCAAGAGUUAGUCUUGGCUAUAACCAAGUCUCAACGGGACAGAAGAAUUCGUUCAGCUUUAUUCACGCGCCGGAAUACGGUCAAUUUCAGUGAACAAGCCGCGUGCGAUAGAGAAAUUCAGCGCUAUUUGUGUCUUAAAGGAACAAUUGCGUACAGAUUCAAUUGUUGUAUCGUCCACCAGCCGUGGAGAUUCAAUCAGAUAUCAGCACUGAACGAUCACGGAUGGGAUGAACUCGGUCCAACAAACGAAACACUUCACUCGAUUUACCGCACCUUGCCUUUUUAUCAGGAAUCUAUUGCAUCAACGACCAACCUUCGUGUCGGAGAGAUAAAUAACUUGAAUAAGAAGACCAGUAGUGUAGGCAAGGAUUCAAAGGCAAACAAAAAUCUGGUAAUCGACUAUGAUUCGGAUCGCAAAGUUGACAUGCCCAGCUGGGGUGCACGUCUUUUGAGCUGUAUUUUCGCUUGAAAUUUCCGAGCUCAUCAAUCUUAUUUUUUCGUGCUGUUAUAUUUUACAAUGCGUCGUUUCCUCAUUUGCGUUUGUUCCCUCAUGUAUUUACACACUUUGGUGUGUAGCGAAAAUUGUUCGAUUUCUAAUACAGAUAUUCUUCUUGCGACA
Daphnia pulicaria is the source of this 2365-nucleotide messenger RNA. It is a transcript of the gene Arp6, whose product is annotated as actin-related protein 6-like. The record is from RefSeq and is a predicted model, not a curated record. Gene Ontology annotation, cellular component: Swr1 complex. Gene Ontology annotation, molecular function: nucleosome binding. Bases 56 to 1240 code for a protein of 394 amino acids. The transcript has 11 exons. NCBI's taxonomy places the organism in Eukaryota, Metazoa, Arthropoda, Branchiopoda, Diplostraca, Daphniidae.